Molecule: messenger RNA, 2328 nt
Organism: Bipolaris maydis ATCC 48331
Lineage: Eukaryota; Fungi; Ascomycota; Dothideomycetes; Pleosporales; Pleosporaceae
Source: RefSeq, a predicted model, not a curated record
AUGCUAACAUAUCCAGAUAGACAGAGAUUUGAACAAAUACGAGCUUUGUGGGAAACGGCGCGGUCGGAUGAAGAAAAUAUAGCAGAUAUGGUAAGCUGGAGGGACAAAUCAGCGCCUCAGCAGCCUAUGGGCGCAGACCUGCAUGAGAACGGCGCCCGAAAGUUUCGGAGAAAGCUCAGCUACGGCCUCUCUCUCAUAUCGAAUCCUCUCUCUCAACGGAAGAUCACCCCGGGCCGCAAUAAAGUUGAGAUCAAUUCAUUGGCUGUCACUGAGCCACCCACAACUGACGCCAUCACUACUGCCUCUGCAUGCGAUCCCCCGACUUUACUAGCGCGCGAAUCGACGUCUCUCAUAAACUUUCAUGACUUGACAAAAGGUCUAGUAGGGCAAACGGAUGUCGAUACCUCACUCCAGAGUGACGAUGCUGAUAUCACCCCCAAGCCACUUCCUCGCUCGCGCACGUUGGGCUUCAUCCCGCUCUCCGUCAGCACUGAGCCUGAUACACUAGAGCCAGAUAUCAACGAAUCCGUCAAGUUCUGCUCUCCGGGAGUGAUUCCUGUAUCUGAGCUAAAUUCAGUGCCUUCAAAGAUUCCUUCACCAAGUCCUCCGUUGUUUGAACAUCGUUGCGCUAGUCCACGUCGAUAUCUUCAUCACCAUCCAUCCUUCAGUGCAUCACAACAAACCAAAUACAUUGCUGCAGCACAAGCAUUUGUUAGCCCCAAAAAACGUUCACCUGCAAGAAUUUCACAGCCAUUACGGUCACGCACAACACCAAACCUUGUGAAGGGAUCGAACGCGCGACAGACUGCAGGGUUUAUGGUUCCUAGGCAACCAGGACCUAAGAAACCCAAUGUAUCCCAAAGAUCCGAGAAGCCAGUAUUACAGGAGAACAUUCCUAUCGAAAAGCGCAUCAACAAUAGGCAGCCGCAGAUACAAGAGAGUAUGCUGAAGCGUGAAUCUCUUGCGGUUGCCGGAGCAAUAUACGACAGGAGGUCAUUUGGACCAAGCACUCCAAAUAUGCAGGGCAGAAGAACAAGCUUCGCAACUCCACCAACUGCAAGCAAACAGGGGCGCUCCUAUCUUACUGAAAACACUCCAGCCACUGCAAAGAGAAUCCAGCGUGAGGAGCAGACUGUACUGCCGCCACUGCGCCUUACUAUGAAGCCUGACCUAGCUUCAAUGCCUUCACUUCCAGACACUUCGACAAAGAAAACGUCACAUAGGCCUCGUUCCUCAAAGGCAGAUUUGCUACGAUCCUACACGCAAGCAGAUUUGUCGAGGAAAACACUAGGUACGCCGAAUGGUUUGGGUGGUGUUUGGCGACUAUCUCGUGCGCUUGCUAUGGUAAAUCACGAGGUGAGCAAACUUCCGCGCUCCAAUACCUUCCAUUAUCUUGGAUCUCAGCCAGAAGCUGCCCCGCCAGUGCCUCUUCUGUCACUGCACCACGGAAAGUCAUCCCUGUCAGAGACAACACAGAAUUUACGUAUGAGUCAAGACACGCUCUUCACGCCUCAUGACGGAAGAAUAGUAUCCGAUACUAUCUCAUGUCAGUCAAUACCCGAAGAGAAUGGUGAAGAGGUGUCAAGUCAGGGCUGCACAAAUACGCAACUUGAGGCUACAAGAGCCUCUGCUCUAUCAGAGACGCCCAGUACAUCAACCUUCAGUCUUACAAUAUUUCCCUCAUUACCAGAUAGGCCUCAGCCUCCAGUCUUGGGAACACACCCUGUACCAGGCGCAACAACAAGAUCAUCACAGGAAGUUUUACGCGAGACUUUAGGAUCUGUUCAGGGGGAAGAGACGCCAGAAGAUGCUGACAAUAGUGUUUUCCAGGUCAAAGAUUACAUGCCACCGCUGUAUUGGGCUGGAAGAUUUCAAUCUCGGUAUGACCAGUGGCGUACUGACGCCAUGAAUGCGGAGUUGAAUACUCAGCCGGGCCAGCGAGGAAAGGACCCAUUGAGCGAAUACAGGCUUGACCAGGGAAACCUUGCCGCAUGCCAUAUCCUUGCGCAGCUGCGUGCUCUAUGUACUACUGACCAAGCAGCAGACAGUCUUUGGGUAUGUGAUGAGUUCGAGUACAAUUAUCGAAAGGAUCACAGGCUGCUUGGCAAUCCAGCCGAUCUCCCAAGAAGAGCUACACCCAAGCAAAGCGAUAGUGAAACUCUUCCCGAGACUGGAGCCGGUACUUUUGAACGAGCUUUCAGAAAACUGACCCCUCGCAAGAGUAGCCUUGUCAAUCUCAUGAAGGGCAAAGGAUGGAACAAAUCGGACGAGACGAAGGAAAAUGAUACUUUGGAGGAGGACCGAGAGACAUCUACGGGGAAGUCUUAG